Messenger RNA from Drosophila suzukii, 972 nucleotides. RefSeq names its product U3 small nucleolar ribonucleoprotein protein IMP4. Gene Ontology annotation, cellular component: small-subunit processome; nucleolus; Mpp10 complex. The record is from RefSeq and is a predicted model, not a curated record. Gene Ontology annotation, molecular function: rRNA primary transcript binding; snoRNA binding. Gene Ontology annotation, biological process: rRNA processing. NCBI's taxonomy places the organism in Eukaryota, Metazoa, Arthropoda, Insecta, Diptera, Drosophilidae.
UGGGUAUUGUUUUCAUUUAUUUUCAACCGUACACGUGCAGGCAGAAAUAAUAACAAAUAAAAAUGCUGCGAAAACAAGCCAGACAACGAAGGGAAUACCUUUAUAAUAAAGCACUCACCGAGCGCCUCAAGUCCAAGCAGAAAAUCCAGGAGACCGUUGUUCAAAGCAUCAAUGAAAACAAGACCAUUAGCUCCAAAAAUGUGAAGAAAAGUAUGACGGCCUACAAGUCGCUGAAAUAUGCAGAUGAUGGUGUCGACGACCGCACCGUCAAUGAUGAAUACCACUAUGCCGGAUGUGAGGACCCCAAAAUAAUGCUGACCACCUCGCACAACCCCUCAUCCAGAUUGAAAAUGUUCAUGAAGGAGCUCCGGCUGAUAAUUCCAAAUGCCCAGCAGAUGAACAGAGGAAACUACCAGCUGACGACACUAAUGCAUGCCUGUCGUGCCAAUAAUGUAACCGAUUUCCUAAUUGUCCAUGAGCAUCGUGGUAUUCCGGACAUCCUUGUGGUUUGUCAUCUUCCGUAUGGGCCGACUGCCUUCUUCAACAUAUCCGAUGUGGUAAUGCGACAUGAUAUUCCCGAUAUCGGACACAUGAGCGAGCAGAAGCCACAUUUAAUUUUUAAUAAUUUCAAAACGCCCAUUGGCUUGAGAACUGUAAAGAUACUUAAGCACUUGUUCCCUGUGCCGAAGGAAAACUCCACAAGGGUAAUGUCCUUCCUAAACCACAAUGACUCGAUUAUAUUUAGGCAUCAUCAGUACAAAUAUGUAAACAAGGAAUUGGAGCUCAGCGAAGUGGGGCCACGAUUCGCUCUGAAGCUGUAUCAAAUUAAGCUUGGAACGCUAGAGAACAUAAAGGCGGCUGACACUGAAUGGAUUAACCGUCCAUAUAUGAACACCUCGCAGAAAAGGCUUAUAUUUUCUAACGACCCGGAAUAAUAAACAAGGACACUGACGUCUAGAAUCUUUGUAAAUG